Perognathus longimembris pacificus (Pacific pocket mouse) is the source of this 309-nucleotide messenger RNA. It is a transcript of the gene Pate1, whose product is annotated as prostate and testis expressed 1. The record is from RefSeq and is a predicted model, not a curated record. The transcript has 3 exons. NCBI's taxonomy places the organism in Eukaryota, Metazoa, Chordata, Mammalia, Rodentia, Heteromyidae. Bases 1 to 309 code for a protein of 102 amino acids.
AUGAGCAGGUCCCUCCUGCUGAGACUCCUCACCCUGCUCUCCUGCUUUAGGGAGAGUGACAUUAUUCAGUGUAGGAUGUGCCACCUUAUGUUCCCUGGAGAAAAGUGCUCUCGAGGACGAGGAGUGUGCACAGCCACCGCAGAAGAGGCCUGUGCGAUUGUGAUGAUGUAUAGAGGGGAUCAUACUCCCUGGCUAAGCUUCAUGGGUUGCCUGAAGAACUGUGCCAACGUGAAAAACAUAAAGUGGAGUGUCUAUUUUGUGACCUUCAAAUGCUGUCGGGGCUAUGACUUGUGCAAUGAUGAGCUUUAA